AUGGAUACAUGGAGAUUGUAUGCUGCAGAUUAUGAAGUGAGUGAAAAGGAGGAUUCCUUCAUAGUUGAUUGGGAGCCAAGCGAUAUGAAGAAUAAUCCGAUGAGUUGGUCCAUUAAAAAACGAUUUUGUUGCACAAUUAUACUUACUUUAGUAUCAUUUAUAGUUACAAUGGCGUCCUCAGUUGGCUCAGGCACAUAUGAUGCGGUAUGUAAGGAAUUUGGAGUCAGUAAGGAAGUUUCAGAAAUGACAACGUCUCUUUUCUUAGUUGGAUUCGCUAUGGGAGCACCUGUCUUGGCCCCCAUGUGCGAGGAAUUUGGACGACUUCCCGUAUACAUUGGAAGCAUGCUUUUAUUUUCUUGUUUUCAGAUUGGUGCUGCUACUUCCCAGAAUAUGGCCUCCUUGGCGAUAUGUCGCUUCUUUGCGGGCUUUUUUGGAACUUCUCCGUUGUCUAACGCUGGAGGUAGCAUUGCUGAUAUGUGGGAAUCGGAUAAGAGAACUCUCACAUUUUCGUUUUUUGGUGUGUCAGGUUUCCUCGGGCCAUCACUUGGGCCAGUGAUAGGGAGCUACUUGACCAAGUCGUAUUUAGGUUGGAGAUGGACGAACUAUCUUGCUGCAAUAAUUGGCUAUGGAAUCACAGUGAUUGUUUUCUUCUUUAUGCCCGAAACUUUUAGUCCUAUAAUCAUGGAUCUCAAGGCUGCUGCUAUUAGAAAGAAAACAGGAUGUAAAGACUACAUCUCUCUUCAUGAGAUUCAAAGAGAGGGUAGGUCGCCGUUUUCAUUACGCAUCUUUUUCCGACCUUUUGUUUUUGCAGUGACUGAGCCUAUCGUCACUUGUUUUACUUUGUGUAUUAGUAUCAGUUAUAUUGUCUUGUUCACAGACUUUGAAGCCUUUACAUACAUUUUUGGUACUUGGGAUUUUGAUUUUGCUAAAUCUACACUUCCUUUUAUCGCAGUUAGUUUAGGUAUAGUGGCAACUUUGUUGAUUGUGACACCCAUAUCAUAUCACUUUUUUAUGAAAGAAGGAAAGAAGCAUGGUUCUAUUGAUAAGAUUUCUCCAGAAAUACGUCUUGUUCCGUUGAUGGUAUGUGCUUGGUUUAUUCCCAUUUCACUUUUCUGGGUAGCAUGGACGACAUAUGAAUCCAUUUCGCCGUGGCCAGCUAUUGUGUCUACGUUUUUUUUUGGCUUGGGUAUGAUGCAAGUUUUUCUUACUACUUAUUCCUACGUCAUUGAUUCUUACGGGGUAAAUUCUGCGAGUGCUUUGAGUACUCUAACUCUUGUCAGAUACAAUAUUUCAGCAGGAAUGGUUCACGUUGCAGAUCCGAUGUAUCGUAAUUUAGGAGUGCACUGGGCAGCAUCGUUAUUGGGAUUUAUAAGUUUAAUCAUUUGCGUCAUGCCUUUCAUAUUUUACUUUUAUGGUCCAAAAAUCAGAAGUUAUUCCAAAUUUACCACUGCCUCAAAAGUCAAACCUCAAGAGGAGAAAGAAGAAGAGGAGGAAGAAGAAGAAGCGGGAAUUACUGUUCCCUAA
Priceomyces carsonii is the source of this 1524-nucleotide messenger RNA. RefSeq names its product MFS transporter. Bases 1 to 1524 code for a protein of 507 amino acids. Gene Ontology annotation, cellular component: plasma membrane. Gene Ontology annotation, biological process: transmembrane transport. Lineage: Eukaryota; Fungi; Ascomycota; Pichiomycetes; Serinales; Debaryomycetaceae. The record is from RefSeq and is a predicted model, not a curated record. Gene Ontology annotation, molecular function: transmembrane transporter activity. The transcript has a single exon.